This is a messenger RNA of Pipra filicauda (Wire-tailed manakin), 3008 nucleotides long. It is a transcript of the gene MORN3, whose product is annotated as MORN repeat containing 3. The coding region runs from base 219 to 935 and encodes 238 amino acids. The record is from RefSeq and is a predicted model, not a curated record. Lineage: Eukaryota; Metazoa; Chordata; Aves; Passeriformes; Pipridae. The transcript is spliced from 7 exons.
GUGAGGGCUCCCCUCAGCUGAGUGACCCCUCAAGGGAGGGAUCCCCUCAAUGAGGGACUCCUUAGGUGAGGGUCCCCCUCAGGCCCGUGCUCCCCUCAGGAAGCCUGGAUUUUGGAUUACACAGUUUGGAAGGAAAAGGAUCACAUCUCGGAUCACAGCUUUGAUUCUGCGCUGGAUAUGUGACAAAACUUUCCAGUUCACCUCAAGACACCACCAAUAUGCCCAUUGUAAAGUACCCCAGGGCUAGAGAGCCCCUCUAUUACGAAUGGGACAGGAAAGCCCAGAAAUGUGGGUUAAGACACACAGUUUAUGCUGUAAAUGGGGAUCAGUAUACUGGAGAAUGGCUGGACAACUUGAAACAUGGUAAAGGCACCCAGAUAUGGAAAAGAACUGGAGCUAUUUACAGCGGUGACUGGAAGUUUGGGAAGCAGGAUGGUUAUGGCUCAUACAGCGUUCCUGACCCUGUAACCAAGGAAUACAAGAGGGUGUACACAGGCUGGUGGAAAAAUGGCCAGAAAACUGGCCAGGGGGUGUUCUUUUACCCCAACGGGGAGCGCUACGAGGGCGAGUGGAGCGAUGGAGUGCGGGGCGGCUGGGGCCGGAUGUACUACCUGGAUGGAUCCAGCUACGAGGGACAGUGGGAGGCGGAUCAGCCCAACGGGCAGGGGAUGCUGCAGCUCCCAAAUGGAAAUCGGUACGAAGGAGGUUGGAAAGAUGGAAAGAAGAAUGGCCCAGGGAGAUACUUCUACGUGGAUAAGGGACAGUUGUUAGAGGGCACCUGGGCAGAAGAUAUAGCAAAGUGUGGAGUUCUGGUUGACUUCGAUAGAGACAAAGCUCCGGCCCCUACUCAGUACCCAAUCCCAAAGAUUGAACUAGAAGAUCCAGCUGGUGUUUUAGCAGAGGCCCAGGCACUGCUUGAUGACAGCAAUAAUUAAUAACUGGAAGCUGAAGAAAAAGAAAAGAUGUAAGAUAAGAACAGUCCCGAGUUAUGUAUUCAUUUGAGUGUCAAAUCCACACUGUGGUGUAUCAUGGUCUGCUUCACUCUUCCCUCAAGGCUGUUCAGGUACACUUCACUCUGCAGCUGGCUUUGCUCAGUAGCCUCUUCCACUCCCAUUAUUUUGGAAAAGAAAGGAAAAAAAUUAAAGAGGAAAAAAAAAAAAAGAAAAACCACGAGCAGCAAAACACUGGAAGACAGGCAGGGGGACUCUGCUCAGCUCCUCUGACUUACUCCUGCUGUAAAGAGAUCACACUCCUCUUGGUUUCAAGGUCUUUGCCUUAGAGAAUGAGGGCUUUUAGUAUCUGCUAUAAAAGCAAGGCCCUAGAAAAGUACAAUCAAAUAACUCCCCCAAACUUAACCCAAUACAUACCUGUGACCCAAAAUGGCUUUUGAAGUUACAACAGAUCAUGUUUCAAUUAAUAAGGACACUUUAGGCCUCUAGAUAACAAACAAUCAGCAACAAUUAAGUAGAUUUUAUUUCAUGAAAGUAUUUUAUAUCUAAACAAGUGAUAUACAAUAACCAAUGUUUAAAAUGCUUGAGGUAAAUGCCUCCUAACACCGUUAGUAUAAAUAAGGGAUUAAAAAAAAAAUUAAGUGCACUCUUAAUGUUUAGAGCCACGUGUUUGUGUCUGGUUACUGCCUGGGCACACAGUGACAAAGGUACCCGAGGUGUAACUUUCAUGACCAUUUCCACAGGUGAAAACUGAGAGAAACAUACUCGAUAUCAUGGCUUAAAGUGCAGCAAACAGUCAGAAAAGCAGCUGCAAUAACAGUGCCACUAGCUCAGGGCCUACCAGUUUGAGAAAGUUAAAAUUAAGGUUGUCCCACUAGCUUUGAAGUCUGUAUCUCUUAAACAAAAAAAACCACCAAAAAUCCAUACUUCUCUGUCACUUUGUAAAAGAUUAACAACGGGAAAUUUAGCUACUUAUCCAGGACAGCAAGUAAUUUUUACAAAGUAAACUUGGAAAACUGAUGUUCUGGGCUUCAUUCAGAACUGCGUAACUUUUAAAUACACAGUUUAUGGACAGAAGUACAAUUUUUAAGCCUGACAGCACCCUUUGCUCAAAUGUGAAUACUGAGUCAGGUUUUCUUCUUUUACUGAGAGGUUUUAAGAGUUUUUCCCCAAGACAGGACUAGUAUUCCAGUAAAGGAUGGGAAAAUACACUUUGUGCCUAUUACCAAGACUUUCUGUUUUGGAAUGCUGCUUCCUUAAUGCCUUUACUAACAUAAUCCUUCCCGUGCUCCAUGAAUGAGCACCUGUGGGACUGUAGUUACAAUCCUCACCAUCAGAUUUACAUCAGGAAUAGAGCAGAUUGGAAGCACAACGCAAUGGCAGAGCUGAGAAAAUCCAGUUUGGCCUCUGUAUGCCAGAAGGACUUGUGAGAACAGCAAGUGCAAAGCUGUUUGCUGCUUGGGAACAGAGACUGCUGCUGAAAAGAACAGCCCAGCAGGUUUUUUUUUAUAGUUGUUUGUGACAAUACAAAGGCACCACGGGUGACCUUGUCAACACGUUGCACUGCGGUGCUGCUGACAGGAGAGAUCAGCCCCAUCUGCUUCAGAGGCUCCUGCAGCAGCAACCACACUCUGCACCCAAACUCCACAGGCACAUCCUGCAGUUUGUAAAUACCUUGGGAUAACCCCAGAUGGAGGUUGGUGAGACCACGUUCAGCCCAGGCUGUCAGGUACAAAUCCACUGUCCUGUCACAGUCACUCCUGUCUCAGGUCAAAAUCCCAGGUUUCCAUUCCACAGUGACAGCUAUGACAGGGAGGUCAAGUUUUUUCCCUUAGACUUGAAACCUGUCUCAGUUUGUGUUCAAAAAAGAGCUUUUAACUAUUAAAUCUCAGAGCCACUCCCUGGAAGAACUGUAUUCUAAAAAAUCCCACUCCUAGACAUAGCCACAAUUACUGAAGCAGCCCAGGACAACUGCUGCAAACCUUCUUGAACAAACUUCUUAUCUAGGAGACCAAAUGGAAGUUUUUGCCUUAAGAGGAAAUAAAGAAUGACACAGUA